ACUUCACCUUGGUGUUACGCCUGGUAGCGAUUAAAACACGCCAAAUCUCUAAACGACACUGAAGCAAUAAGGUCUCAAUACUGAAUUUUGUUCUUCUGCGGCCUGUGCUACUGCCUGCGCUUGGAUCUUCAAUCCUACUGAAUUCGCGAAUCAACUUAUUGUAGCACUAAUGGAAGACACGACGGCUCUACCGAUAAUAACGAGAACUGCUUACAUACGAACCAUUAUCGACAAAGACAAAGAAAGAGAAUAUUACGAGAGCUGUUGGGCCAAUCUCAGAAUGCUUCUAUGGUCAUGGGUCGGUCAGAAAGUUCAUAAUGAUCCUGCUGGAACUGGUGCUCGACGACUUCGCAGCUCACCUCCAUCUGGUAUCCGACACCACUACAUCAUCGGCCAUUCCAAUCCUUUCGACAAUUUUAUACUUGAAUGGCUUUUGGAGAACUCCAGGCCUGACAGUUGGAGGAUGACUCGCGAUGACUUUGAAGUUUACCUUUCUGAGGCGCAGAUGAAGGACCCAACAAACCGAGAACUUCUUCAAAAGCUUGAACAAGAGCGGGUGAAGAUCACCGUAGUCGACUCAUCCAUCCCGACCGAAUUUGAGACAAAAGACGUAUGUGAUGGAGUGAUGCUCACUAAAAGCGAUUACGUUCUCGAGACAUCUCUCGAAAGAGGUUCAAGCUGUUGGAUAACAACAGACGUACUUUACCGAGACUCUCUUCGCCACGGCCAUCCCCAACGUUACAACACCGAAGAACUUGCAAAGAGAUACUACGAUAACAGACUCAAGAACAAAAUGGGCCAUACGCAGCGAUCAUGUUCAUAUCCUCACGGCAAAUCCGACGCCUGGAAAUUUGAUCACGCAGAGGAUUGGAAGAACUACGCAUGCAAAUCUUGCGGACAGAGAUGUAAGCGCAGUAAAGGCUGCAAGAUCACAGGUGAAGAUUGGGCAAAGAGGAAAGAUGUUAUAGCGUGGGAUGAAGGGGUUGAUACCUCGGCGCCGAGACCGCCCGAGUUUGAAAGGGAUUGGAGGAUGUUGACGGCGGAGGACAUAUGUAACUACUGGGGGACUGAUCCGAUGUCUUAUGAGAGGUUUAGGAAUUGGAAGUGGAAGUCUGUUGACACGUUCACGGGUGAAUGAGGUCAUGCGUCGAAUACGCUUAGAUUGUUUUCAUCUAUCAACAAACUACUCCUCAUAACUCAUCACGUCAUUUUCUAAUCAACUCAACUUUGCGAGAUAAAUUUCUAGAUCUC
Molecule: messenger RNA, 1251 nt
Organism: Fusarium odoratissimum NRRL 54006
Lineage: Eukaryota; Fungi; Ascomycota; Sordariomycetes; Hypocreales; Nectriaceae
Exons: 1
Coding region: 170-1138 (322 amino acids)
Source: RefSeq, a predicted model, not a curated record